Papaver somniferum (opium poppy) is the source of this 11565-nucleotide messenger RNA. RefSeq names its product E3 ubiquitin-protein ligase UPL2-like. The coding region runs from base 234 to 11270 and encodes 3678 amino acids. The record is from RefSeq and is a predicted model, not a curated record. NCBI's taxonomy places the organism in Eukaryota, Viridiplantae, Streptophyta, Magnoliopsida, Ranunculales, Papaveraceae. Gene Ontology annotation, molecular function: protein binding; ubiquitin-protein transferase activity. Gene Ontology annotation, biological process: proteasome-mediated ubiquitin-dependent protein catabolic process; protein polyubiquitination; positive regulation of protein catabolic process. The transcript has 18 exons.
UCCUCCUCGUCGUUAUAUAUUAUUGCGUCUCUUCUCUCCUUAUUUUUCCCCUUUCAAAAGAGUCUAUUCUUCUUCUCUCUCUCUCUCAACUUUGGGGGUUUUUCUCUUCUUCUUCUUUUGCUGCUGCUUCACUUUAUUCUCUCUCAAUAGUCGCACAAUCGGAUGUUCUAUUCGUUUUCGUGUACACCUCGAACCCCCUACUCAGUUAUCUGAGAAAUAGGGAAGAUCUAUCAAUGGCUUCCUUGAGAUCGAGUUUGCCAGCUAGGUUGCGGCAGCUCUUAUCUGGUGAUGGAGGAGCUGUUGGCCCUUCUCUAAAGCUUGAGUCUGAGCCUCCUCCUUCAAUUAAGACUUUUAUUGAUAAUGUGAUCAAGACUCCAUUACAUGAUAUAGCCAUACCUCUUACAGGCUUCAGAUGGGAGUACAAUAAGGGAAAUUUUCACCAUUGGAGGCCGCUUUUUUUGCAUUUUGAGACCUUUUUCAAGACAUAUAUCUCUCAUAGGAGAGAUCUUCUAUUAUCUGAUAACAUUUUGGACAAUGAUGACGCUUUCCCCAAGCAUGCCAUCCUGCAGAUUUUAAGGGUGAUGCAAACAAUUCUAGAGAAUUGCCCUAACAAGAGUUCAUUUGCCGGAGUAGAGCAUUUCAAGCUCUUACUUGCAUCGACAGACCCUGAGAUUCUUAUUGCUACUUUGGAGACUCUCUGUACUUUGGUGAAGAUAAACCCGUCGAAGCUACAUGUGAGUGGUAAGUUGAUAGGGUUGGGCUCGAUUAAUAGUUAUCUUCUCAGUCUGGCACAAGGAUGGGGAAGCAAAGAAGAAGGACUGGGUCUAUAUACAUGUAUUACAUCAAAUGAGAGAAUAGAAGAGGAACUUUCUUCCUCUCUGUCUGAUGUGGAUAAGGAAGGUGCCAAAUCUCAGUAUAGGUUAGGUUCAACCCUUUAUUUUGAAUUCCACGGGGUUAAUGCUCAGAGCACUGAGGGAAGCGGUGCCAUGACAAAGUCUUCUGACUUGCGUGUCAUACACAUUUCUGAUCUGCAUACACAACAGGAAGAUGAUUUAUUAUUGCUGAAGCAGUGUGUCGAGCAAUACAAUGUACCUCAAGAGCACAGGUUCUCAUUGCUGUCCAGAAUUAGAUAUGCUCGGUCAUUCUGUUCUCCUAGCGCCUGCAGACUUUAUAGCAGGAUCUGCCUUCUUGCAUUUAUUGUGCUUGUGCAAUCUAAUGAUGCUCAUGAUGAGAUUGUAUCUUUCUUUGCGAAUGAGCCGGAGUACACAAACGAGUUGAUCAAGAUUGUUCGAUCAGAGGAAACUAUCCCUGGAACCAUAAAGACCCUUGCUAUGCUUGUGUUAGCUGCACAGUUGGCUGCAUAUUCGUCCUCUCAUGAUCGGGCCCGCAUAUUGAGUGGAUCAAGCAUCAUCGCUGCUGGGGGGAACCGCAUGGUUCUUCUGAAUGUGCUUCAGAAAGCCGUUUCGUCAAUGAAGAGUUCUAAUGAUCCGUCAACUCUUUCUUUGGUUGAAGCACUUCUACAAUUUUACAUGCUCCAUGUUAUAUCCUCUUCAAGUUCAGGGAGCGCCAUUAGAGGUUCAGGAAUGGUUCCAACACUCUUGCCUGUACUUCAAGAUGUUGAGUCUGCACAUAUGCAUCUGGUCUGUCUUGCUGUAAAAGCUCUGCAGAAACUCAUGGAUUAUAGUAAUGCUGCUGUUUCUCUGUUCAAAGAUUUGGGUGGAGUAGAACUCUUGGCUCAGAGGUUACAUAUUGAAGUAAAUAGAGUUAUUGGUUUGUCUGGUCCAAAUGAUAACUCAAUGAUCGUGGAAGACAUACCAAAUUUUGACGAUGAUCAUUUGUAUGCACAGAAGCGCCUCAUCAAGGCUUUACUAAAGGCACUCGGUUCUGCCACUUAUGCCCCUGCAAACUCUUCAAGGUCACAUAACUCUCAUGAUAACUCAUUGCCAAUCUCUUUGUCAACCAUUUUUCGUAAUGUUGAGCGAUUUGGGGGGGACAUUUAUUUCUCAGCAGUGACUGUUAUGAGUGAACUUAUCCACAAGGACCCGACCUGUUUCUCUGCAUUGCAUGAAUUGGGUCUUCCUGCAGCCUUUCUGUCUUCAGUGGCGGCUGGAAUACUUCCAUCCUCAAAAGCUAUAACAUGUGUUCCUAGUGGGUUAGGUGCGAUCUGUCUUAAUGCUAAAGGCUUAGAGGCAGUUAAUGACACCACGGCUUUGCGAUUCCUUGUAGACAUCUUUACUUCCAGGAAAUAUGUGUUAGCUAUGAACGAGGGUGUUGUCCCUUUGGCAAAUGCAGUGGAAGAGCUUUUGCGGCAUGUGUCUUCAUUGAGAGGCACUGGUGUUGACCUAAUAAUCGAAAUUAUUGAUAAACUUGGUGCCUUCGGGGAUGAUGGGUGUUCUGGGACAUCUGAAAAAGGGGAAAGCAGUAAUGCAAUGGAAACAGACUCUGAAGACAAAAAAAAUGAAGGUCCGGGAAGCUUAGUUAGCACAGCCAAUUCAACUUCUGAUGGCAUCAGUGAUGAGCGAUUUGUUCAGCUGUGCAUCUUUCAUGUGAUGGUACUUGUUCACAGAACGAUGGAAAACUCAGAAACUUGUAGAUUAUUUGUUGAGAAGAAGGGGAUUGAUGCUUUGAUGAGGCUUUUGUUGCGACCUAGCAUUGCUCAAUCAUCUGAAGGGAUGUCUAUUGCUUUGCACAGCACUGUGGUUUUUAAGGGUUUUACCCAGCAUCACUCUGCUCCGUUGGCACAUGCCUUCUGUGUCUCUCUUAGGGAAAAUUUGAAGAAAGCUCUAGGAGGGUUUGAUUCGGCUUCUGGUUCAUUUUUGCUGGCUCCAAAGUCCACACCUGAUAAAGCGAUUUUUUCUUGCCUUUUUAUUGUGGAGUUCCUUCUCUUUCUUGCUGCAUCUAGAGAUAACCGUUGGGUAGCUGCUUUACUGAUGGAGUUUGGUAAUGGUAGCAAGGAUGUUCUGGAAGAUAUAGGGCGUGUCCAUCGAGAGGUUUUAUGGCAGAUUGCUCUCCUUGAAGAUACACCAGUUGACAUUGAGGAUAACAGUUCUGGUUCCACAACCGAUGCACAGAAAUUAGAAACAAAUGCAGAUCAAAGCGACGAACAGAGAGUCAACUCUUUUAGGCAGCAACUUGAUCCGUUACUCAGGCGAAGAUCAUCUGGAUGGAGUGUUGAAUCUCAAUUUUUUGACCUUAUAAACAUGUAUCGAGAUCUUGGUCGUGCAAGUGGUGGUCCGCAGAGGCUGGGUAUGGAUGGUUCUUCUAAUCCACUUCUUAGAUCUGGCCAUCAGUUUAAUGUAGCUGGCUCUUCUGAAGUUAAUGGGUCUAGUAAAGUGGAAGGUGAUAAGCAGAGAUCAUACUAUUCAUUGUGCUGUGACAUGAUGAGAUCACUUUCUUAUCAUAUCAGCCAUCUGUUCUCAGAGUUGGGAAAAGUUAUGUUGCUUCCUUCACGUCGCCGGGAAGAUUCUCUUAAUGUGUCCCCUGCUUCAAAGUCCGUUGCUUCCACUUUUGCCUCCAUUGUCUUGGGACACUUGAAUUUUGGUGGGCAUGUUGAUCCCUCUAAAUCAGAGGCUUCCAUAUCAACUAAGUGUAGGUUCCUUGGCAAGGUUAUUGAUUUUGCAGAUGGCAUUCUGCUUGGCAGAUCAGACUCCUGCAAUGCUAUUUUAGUGAACUGCUUCUAUGGCCAUGGGGUUGUUCAGGCAGUAUUGACCACUUUUGAAGCUACAAGUCAAUUACUUUUUGCAGUCAACAGAGCCCCAGCCUCCCCCAUGGAGACAGAUGACCUGAAAUCUAAUCAGGGUGACAAGGAAGAAACAGAUCAUUCUUGGAUAUAUGGUCCGUUGGCCAGUUAUGGCACACUAAUGGAUCACCUAGUCACUUCAAACCUGAUCAUUUCUUCUUUCACAAAGCAUUUGCUUGGACAGCCUCUUACAAAUGGAAACAUUUCUUUUCCAAGAGAUGCAGAAGCAUUUGUAAAGGUUCUCCAAUCCAUGGUUCUGAAGGCAGUGCUUCCUAUAUGGACUCAUCCUCAAUUUAGUGACUGCAGUUACGAGUUCAUUACGACCAUUGUUUCCAUCAUGAGGCAUAUAUAUUCUGGAGUGGAAGUUAAAAAUGUUACUAGCAGCAGUGGAACUCGUGCAGCUGGUCCUCCUCCAAAUGAAGCUGCUAUAUCAACAAUUGAAGAGAUGGGCUUUUCCAGGUUGAGGGCUGAAGAAGCUCUGAGGCAAGUGGGAACAAAUAGUGUUGAGAUGGCAAUGGAGUGGUUGUUUUCACAUCCAGAGGAGGUCCAAGAAGAUGAUGAACUUGCUCGAGCUCUUGCUAUGUCUCUUGGGUCUGGGAAGUCGGCCAUGGAAGAUGAUGAAAAAGAGGUCAUCCCAGAUCAGGAGGAAGAAGCACUCCAGCUUCCACCCGUUGAUGAACUGUUAUUAACGUGUACAAGGCUUUUGCAGGUGAAAGAAUCUCUAGCUUUUCCUAUCAGAGACCUGCUUGUAAUGAUAUGCUCCCAAAAUGAUGGUGAAUACAGGGCUAAAGUUAUUACCUUCAUAAUUGACCAUGUAAAGCUAUGCAGUUCUGUUUCUGAAAGUGGAACCAGCAAUGUGCUAUCUGCACUUUUCCAUGUUCUAGCCCUUGUUCUUCAUGAGGAUGCAGUGGCACGAAAAGUUGCCUUGGAAAAUGGGCUGGUAACUAUUGCUUCUGAUUUGCUUUCUCAGUGGGACCCAAGUUCACAAGGAGGGGAGAAAUUGCAUGUACCGAAGUGGGUCACAUCAUCUUUUCUUGCAAUUGAUCGGCUGUUGCAAGUAGAUCCGAAACUGGGUUCUGAGCUUCCAGAGCAGUUGAAAAAAGAUGUUCCAGAUACCAAUCAAUCAUCACUUGUUAUUGGUGAGGACAAGCCUAACAAAUUGCAAUCUACGUUGGGAUUAGGUCAACCUGGCAUUGGGGUUCACGAGCAGAAAAGACUUGUUGAGAUUGCUUGUAGAUGUAUUAAGCUGCAACUUCCUUCUGAAACCAUGCAUGUGAUUCUUCAGCUAUGUGCUACACUUACCAGAACUCAUGCUGUUGCUGUGAGCUUUCUCGACGAGGGGGGUUUGCCGUCACUGCUUUCUUUACCAACGUGUAGCCUCUUUUCCGGAUUUGAUAACAUUGCUGCUACCAUAGUCCGUCAUAUUCUUGAAGAUCCCCAGACACUUCAGCAAGCAAUGGAAACUGAGAUACGCCAUAGCUUAGUGGCCGCAACAAAUAGGCAUUCAAAUGGAAGGCUCACUCCACGCAAUUUUCUGCUAAAUUUAGCUUCUGUCAUCUCUAGGGAUCCAGUGGUGUUUAUGCAAGCUUCGCAGUCCACUUGUCAAAUUGAGAUGGUUGGUGAUAGACCAUAUGUUGUGUUACUGAAAGAUCGUGAGAAAGACAAGUCCAAGGAGAAAGAAAAGCGUCAAUCUGCUGAUGGGAAACCUGUUUCAUGCGAUAUUAACACUCAGACUCCUGGCAGUGGCAGUGCUAAGGGCUUGGAUUCAAGUAUCAAAAGUGCCAAAGUUCAUCGGAAAUCUCCUCAGAGUUUUACAAGCGUGAUUGAACUUCUUUUGGAUUCUGUAAUCACCUAUGUACCAUCUCCGCAAAAUGACAGUUCAGGUGAUGGGUUGUCUGGUGCCCCAACAUUAUCAGAAAUGGACAUUGAUGACACCGCGGAUAAAGGGAAAGGAAAGGCAAUUGAGACAGUACCUGAAAAUAAUGAGACCAGUGGCCAAGAAGCUUCUGCAUCUCUUGCAAAGACAGUUUUUGUUCUGAAGUUGUUGACCGAGAUACUUUUGACAUACUCCUCUUCCGUGCCUAUUCUUCUUCGAAGAGAUGCCGAGAUCAGUAACUGCAGAGGUCCUCCUCUAAUGGGCCCUCCUGAAAUUUGCUGUGGAGGAAUAUUUCAUCAUAUUCUUCACAAGUUUCUUCCUUACGCUGGAAGCCACAAGAAGGAAAAGAAAGUUGACGGCGACUGGAGGCAGAAACUAGCAACCAGGGCUGGCCAGUUUUUGGUUGCCUCUUGCAUACGCUCAACAGAGGGGAGGAAGAGGGUUUUCACGGAUGUCGAUAACGUGUUUAUUGAGUUUGUAGAAUCAUCUAUUGGUUUCAGGCCUCCUGAUUGCUAUAUUCAAGCAUAUACUGAUCUACUCAAUGAUAUCCUAGCUGCUCGCUCUCCUAUGGGUUCAUAUAUUUCAGCUGAAGCCUCAGCAACAUACAUAGAAGUUGGACUAGUGAAAUCGAUGACUAAAGCUCUUCGUGUCUUGGACCUUGAUCAUGCUGAUUCGUCUAAGGUUGUCACCGGGAUGGUUAAGGCUCUUGAGUUGGUGACAAAGGAACAUGUUCACGCUUCUGACUCCACAAAGGGUGAGAACUCAGAAAAGCCUGCUGAUGAGAACCAAAUCGAACGAACCGAAGCUGGUGUUGAUAGGUUCCAACCAUCAGAGACUGCUGAUCAUAACGAAAUUGUAUCUGAUCAUGUCGGGCCUUUCAAUGCAGUACAGACAUCUGUCAGCUCAGAAUUUGUCACAGAUGAUAUGGAAAAUGAUGGGGAUCUUGAUGGAGGUUUCGGUCCAGGAGCCGAAGAUGACUUCAUGCAUGAAUCUGAAGAAACUGGCAUUCUUGAGAAUGGAAUGGAAACUGUAGGAAUAAGAUUUGACAUCCAACGGAAUGGGCAAAACGACCUUGCUGAUGAAGAAGAAGAUGAUGAUGAUGAUGAUGAGAUGUCAGAGGAUGAUGAGGGAGAUGAAGUUGACGAAGAUGAUGAUGAAGAUGACGAUGAUGAUGAGGAACAUCAUGACCUUGAUGAAGAUGAAGUUCAUCACAUGUCGCAUCCUGACACAGAUCAGGAAGAUCAAGAAAUUGACGAGGAUGAAUUUGAUGAAGAUGUGAUGGAGGAAGAGGAUGAGGAUGAGGAUGAGGAGGAUGACGAAGAUGGUGUAAUUCUCAGAUUGGAGGAGGGUAUAAAUGGGAUAAAUGUUUUUGACCAUAUCGAGGUUUUUGGUAGGGAAAAUAAUUUCCCCAAUGACGCUCUGCAUGUGAUGCCUGUUGAAGUUUUUGGUUCUAGACGCCAAGGGCGGACGACAUCGAUUUACAAUCUUCUAGGAAGAAGUGUUGAUAAUGGAGCACCUUCUCAACAUCCUCUCCUGACUGAACCUUCUUCUUCAUUGCAUCCAUCUCCGUUCAGACAAUCGGGUGAUAUUAUCUUAUCAGAUAGGAAUUUGGAGAAUGCUUCAUCCCGGCUGGAUACUAUUUUCCGGUCACUGAGGAGUGGUGGCCGGCAUGGACAUCGUUUCAAUAUGUGGGUAGAGGAUAGCCAACAACGAGGUGGUUCCAGUGCACCUGUUAUACCACAAGGUCUUGAGGAGCUGCUUGUUUCCCAGUUGAGAAGACCAACUCCUGAAAAACCUUCUGAAAAUACAAAUGGCAUGGAUAUCCAAGCUGAAGGGGAGGGAGCUCAGUUAGAACAACCAGAAACAGGAGUAACGGUAGGGCCACCUGUUGAAAGCAAUGGAGAAACUUCUAUCCCAGCAUCCGGUUCUGAGUUGGUUGAAGCUGAAAACAGUAAUGUUGCUCCAGAAGCCAAUGAAUUUCUUCAAGGAGCAGAUGCAUCAUCAGCGCAUGCUCAAGCUGUUGACAUGCAGUAUGAACGCAAUGAAACUGUUGUGCGGGAUGUUGAAGCGGUAAGCCAAGAGAGCGGUGAAAGUGGAGCAACCUUAGGGGAAAGUCUCCGUAGCCUUGAAGUGGAAAUUGGAAGUGCUGAUGGCCAUGAUGAUGGAGGAGAAAGACAAGGAUCUACAGAUAGAUUGCCGUUGGGUGAUCUUCAGCCAGCACGGCCAAGAAGAGCAAAUCCAUUAACAAAUCCCAUGCCACCUAGUAGCAGAGAUGCUUCACUUCACAGCGUUAGUGAAGUUUCUGAAAAUCCUGAUCAAGGAGCAGAUCAAAGUGUUCUAGCUAGCGACCAGCAGAUUGACAGGGCAGUUGAUUCCAGUUCAAUUGAUCCUGCAUUCCUGGAUGCACUACCAGAGGAGUUGCGUGCUGAAGUACUGUCUGCUCAACAAGGUCAAGUGGCACAACCUUCGAAUGCUCAACCUGAGAAUGCAAAUGAUAUAGAUCCUGAAUUCCUAGCAGCCCUCCCUCCAGAUAUCCGUGCAGAGGUUUUAGCACAGCAGCAAGCUCAGAGAUUGCACCAAUCCCAGGAACUGGAAGGGCAACCUGUUGAAAUGGAUACCGUUUCCAUUAUAGCCACAUUUCCUGCUGAAUUAAGAGAAGAGGUGCUAUUGACAUCAUCUGAUGCUGUUCUUGCCAAUCUAACCCCUGCCCUUGUUGCGGAGGCAACUAUGUUACGAGAAAGAGUGGCACAUCGUUACCAUAGUCGUACCCUUUUUGGUAUGUAUCCUAGAAACCGCAGAGGAGAAUCUUCUAGGCGGGGUGAUGCUCUUGGGUCGAGUGUGGACAGAGCUGGUGGGAACCUCGCUUCCCGCAGAUCCGUAGGUGGGAAAUUAAUCGAAGCUGAAGGGGCACCUUUAGUUGACACAGAAGCUUUGAAGGCAUUGAUACGGUUGCUUCGUAUUGUCCAGCCCAUCUAUAAAGGUCAGUUGCAGAAGCUUCUUUUGAACCUAUGUGCUCAUCAUGAGACUAGAGCUGGUUUGGUGCAAAUUCUGAUGGAUAUGCUGAUGCUUGAUACACGCAAGCCUGUCCAUCAAUUAAGUGAUGGGUCAGAGCCCUCAUAUAGGCUGUAUUCUUGCCAGAGUUAUGUUAUGUACUCCCGCCCUCAAUUUUUAGAUGGAGUUCCUCCCUUGGUGUCCCGACGUAUUCUUGAAACUCUCACCUACUUGGCUCGAAAUCAUCCAAAUGUGGCAAAGCUUUUGCUCCAGCUCGAGCUGCCUCGUUCUCCUGCAAGAGAGUUGCAUGGAUCUGAUCAGGGGCGUGGCAAAGCUGUGAUGGUUAUGGAAGAUGAUGAUAAGCAGCAUCAGGAAGGGGAUGCGUCGAUUGUCUUGCUUUUGAGUUUGUUGAAUCUUCCACUUUAUUUGAGGAGCAUUGCUCAUCUAGAACAAUUGCUAAAUUUAUUGGAAGUUGUCAUUGAUAAUGCUGAAAGUAGCUCCAACACGUCUAAUACGACAGAAGUAUCCCCUACUGAGCAACCGUCUGGCCCUGAAAUAGCGGCUUCUGAUGUGGGGUUAAAUUCUGAUGUGGGUGCCUCUUCUAAUGAUGCUAUGCCAACCAAAAGUGAAACCUCUAAACCUUCCACAUCUUCUCAUGCAAAUAAAGAAUGUGACGUUCACUCUGUACUACUUGGCCUACCACAAGCUGAACUUAGGCUUUUAUGCUCUUUGCUUGCACGUGAAGGUUUAUCAGACAAUGCUUAUGCUCUUGUCAGUGAGGUUUUAAAGAAGUUGGUGGCUAUUGCUCCAACUUAUUGCCAUUUAUUUAUCAGAGAGUUAGCAACUUCAGUGGAAAACCUUUCUAGAUCUGCCAUUGGUGAAUUGCAAGUAUUUGGAGAAGCAGAAAAGGCACUGCUUAGCUCAACUUCCAAUGAUGGUACUGCAAUUCUGAGGGUUCUACAAGCACUAAGCUCUCUUGUUGCAUGCUUGCAAGAGAAGGAGAAAGAUCCUGAAGGAAAAGAUCAGACUGAUACUCAAACUCAGGUGCGGGGGAUAAAUUCAGUUUUGGAUCCCUUAUGGUUGGAGUUAAGCACAUGCAUAAGCAAGAUAGAGAGCUACUCGGAUGCUGUUCCUGAUUUAUUCCCUGCAUCCAGAAGCUUAUCACCCACGACAGCAAGUGCAGUAUCCCCACUUCCUGCGGGUACUCAAAAUGUGUUGCCAUAUAUUGAAUCAUUCUUUGUAACAUGUGAGAAGUUAGAUCCUUUACAAGCAGGAGCCAGUAAUGACCUCUCUGCUGCUGGGACUUCUGAAACUGAAGAGGCCACAACUUCCUCCGGACAGCAGAGGACAACUUCGGCUUCCAAUGCAAAAGGUGAUGAGAAAAAUGCUGUAUUUGUGAAGUUCUCAGAAAAGCAUAGGAAGCUGUUGAAUGCUUUUAUAAGACAAAACCCUGGGCUGCUCGAAAAGUCAUUCUCUCUGAUGUUGAAGGUGCCGCGUUUUAUCGACUUCGACAACAAGCGGUCUCACUUCAGAUCAAAAAUAAAGCACCAGCAUGACCAUCAUCAUAGUCCAUUGAGAAUUUCAGUCAGAAGAGCUUACAUUCUCGAAGAUUCAUAUAACCAGCUGCGCAUGCGUUCCACCCAAGAUCUAAAGGGGAGGUUGACUGUUCAUUUCCAGGGAGAGGAAGGAAUUGAUGCUGGUGGACUUACAAGGGAAUGGUAUCAGUUGUUGUCAAGGGUUAUUUUUGACAAGGGGGCGCUACUUUUUACAACAGUUGGUAAUGAGUCAACAUUUCAGCCGAAUCCCAACUCUGUUUACCAGACAGAACAUCUUUCAUACUUCAAGUUUGUUGGCCGAGUGGUUGGGAAAGCUCUGUUCGACGGGCAGCUUCUUGAUGUUCACUUCACUCGAUCAUUCUAUAAGCAUAUCUUAGGGGUGAAAGUGACCUAUCAUGACAUUGAGGCUAUAGAUCCUGAUUACUUCAAAAAUUUAAAAUGGAUGCUUGAGAAUGACAUUAGUGAUGUGCUAGACCUAACUUUCAGCAUGGACGCCGACGAGGAGAAGCUGAUAUUAUAUGAGAGGGCCGAGGUCACUGAUUAUGAACUGAUUCCUGGUGGGCGGAAUAUUCGUGUUACUGAGGAGAACAAGCAUGAAUAUGUGGAUCUUGUUGCUGAGCAUCGGUUGACAACUGCUAUUCGUCCCCAGAUUAAUGCAUUUUUGGAAGGUUUUAAUGAGUUGAUCUCACGGGAGUUGAUAUCUAUUUUCAAUGACAAGGAGCUGGAGUUGUUGAUUAGCGGGCUUCCAGACAUCGACUUGGACGACAUGAGAGCGAAUACCGAGUAUGCUGGCUACAGCUCUGCUUCACCCAUUAUCCAAUGGUUUUGGGAGGUGGCUCAAGGUUUUAGCAAGGAGGAUAAAGCUCGUCUCUUGCAGUUUGUGACUGGCACAUCAAAGGUACCUUUGGAAGGUUUUAGCGCACUCCAGGGAAUUUCAGGCUCGCAGAGGUUUCAGAUUCACAAGGCCUAUGGCAGCGCUGAUCACCUGCCUUCUGCUCAUACAUGUUUCAACCAGUUGGACCUACCUGAGUAUCCCUCUAAACAGCAUUUAGAGGAGAGACUGCUGCUGGCUAUUCAUGAAGCCAAUGAAGGAUUUGGUUUUGGUUGAUUCAACGACCCCAGGAGGUCCAGGGUUAGGAGAACAAAUGGUAGGGGGACCCUGAAGAAAGGGCACAUUCGUGUAGAUAAUAGUGUUGUUAAAGAAGGAAGUUGGAGAAAAUUGUGAAAUGAGAAAAAGAGAGAACCAGUGUUGGAUAGAUAAAAUUUUAAUGUUUAUUUUACUGUACAGUAAUUUUAUUUUACUUUUGGAAGAAUUACAAUAUUGAUGCUAAUGGUGAAAAUUGCCGAGGCAGUUUUUGUAAUUUGCCUAUGCAAGUAUUCCAUGGUCUUUCGUUCUUUUUUCA